Molecule: messenger RNA, 2804 nt
Organism: Eutrema salsugineum
Lineage: Eukaryota; Viridiplantae; Streptophyta; Magnoliopsida; Brassicales; Brassicaceae
Exons: 6
Coding region: 1251-2300 (349 amino acids)
Molecular function (GO): zinc ion binding
Source: RefSeq, a predicted model, not a curated record
CUAUAUUCUCCAAUAUCGAGGCAAUGAAGAGUUGUGUGCGGGCCCCAAACAGUGUGUUAAGUACUUUGUUCUGUUUACCCCUCUAAUACUUUUUAACCGCACCUUUGUUGUUGUGUUAACUAGUUUAUACUCAUGACAGUAGGGCAAAGUAAAAGGACUGCUAAUCCUGUAGGGCCAUGGGAAAUGGACGCUCGUCAGCUUUGGCAAUAUUUUCAGGGAGGACUGAACAGGAAAACAUUAGAAGAAAGUGCAGAAAGAGAGGCUGCGGACGUGAUUACAAAGUUAGCUACUGAUAUGGUAAACAGCAAUUUGCAGUUAACUUUGGCGGGUGCUUUUGUGACGCCAAAUGUAGCACUAUCACAGCUGCCAAUACGUUCCCCAAAUUCAUCAUCAUCUUCAAAUGGUUCGUUCAGCAGUAAUGGGAGUUCUUCGAAUGAAGUAAUGGAAGAAUGUGAAUAUGAAGACAACAUCGCCAUCUCUUUGAUAGGUGAAAAUAUGAGACCUCAAAUUCUUGAAGGCGUUCCCAUAUCACGCCGCAAUCAGGCUUUGAUACUUGGAGGAGGAAGUGGUUCACGUAACCUAGUUGGUGUACAAGAUAAGGGUAAAGGAGUAAUGCGUGAGAGUAGAGAACAUAUUGUAUCCACUGUUGCUGCUGCGAGGCCAAUUAUCCGUCUGGACACAGAACAGAUCCCCGUAGCAGAGGUAAGGGUUACACCAGGCCACCAGCAAUGUAUGAACGGGAUGCACCAUCGUAUUUUGAUGACCCCAUGGGCGAAGAUGCAAUGGUACGGGCACUGCACGACAUUCACUACGAGGGAGAUGAGCUGUUUGUUGGCCGGGUCUUCAAGAACAAAGAAGACUGCAAACUUAAGCUACAUAUACAUGCCAUCAAUAACAAGUUUUCGUUCAAGUAUAAUAAGUCUUGCCCCAACGUUGUCAUUGUAAUUUGCGUUGGAGAAACGUGCCCUUGGAGAGUUUAUGCAGCAAAAAUGGAAGGCAGCACUAGGUAUGAGAUAAGGACGGUGAGACUCGAGCAUACGUGCAGUGUUGAUGUCUGAGGAAACUUUCAUCGUAAUGCAACAAGCUCAGUCAUUGGGGACCUGAUGAGAGCAAAAUAUGGUGUUGAAGGCAGGGGUCCCCGUGCGUUUGAAUUGCGACGCCUAUGCCGUCAAGAACUCAGUCUCCGCGUAAGCUAUUGGAAGGCUUGGAGGGCACGGGAGAUUGCAAUGGAUUGAUCAUUGGGUUCGGCGAUGGGAAGUUAUGCAUUAGUGCCAACCUACUUCAAGCUGCUUCUACAAUCAAACCCGAACUCUAUGGUCGGACUUAAAACAGAGACGGAUGCAGCGGGGAUUGAGCGGUUUAAGUAUUUGUUUUUCUCCCUUAAUGCUUGCGCAAAAGGAUAUGAAUACAUGAGAAUGGUUAUCGUUAUCGACGGUACCCACCUACGUAACAGAUAUGGAGGAUGUCUUGUAGCAGCUAGUGCCAAAGAUGGGAACUUCCAAGUGUUUUCCCUUGGGUUUGCAGUCGUGGAUAGUGAAAACGACACAGCAUGGGAGUGGUUCCUUAGAAAGCUCCUUGAAAUAGUGCCAGACGAACCUGGUUUAGUGUUUGUUUCAGAUAGGCAUUCUUCAAUCUACGCAGCUAUAUGGAAGGUAUAUCCGAUGUCUUCUCACGCCGCAUGCAUUGUGCACCUCCAAAGAAAUGUGGUGACCAAUUUCAAACCUGACAUGCCAAGCCAUUUGACAUCCCAAGCUGGACGUGCGUAUCGUUUAAGCGAGUUCGCCCGGGUGUUUGAGGAGAUUAGAACCAUAGACUCAUCAUGCGCAGAGUAUUUAGAGAGGAUCGGCUUCGAGCAUUGGACACACUCCCAUUUCGUUGGAGAAAGAUAUAACAUCAUGACUAGCAAUAUCUCGGAGUCUCUUAACAAUGUUCUGACUAUGGCACGAGAUUUCCCAGUUAUCUCAAUCCUAGAUACCAUUCGUACAACACUAGUGUCCUGGUUUGCACUUCUACGAGAUGCAGCUAAUAAGGAUGAUGAUGUGAUCAAUCCAGAAGUUAAGGAGAUGAUAAUGGAAAGCUUCAAGAAAUCAUCAGGCUACUUUGUUAUGAAAACAGGAGACGGUAUUUAUGAGGUCCGUGAUGCAAUGGACACUGCAUUUGCUGUUCAUCUAUGGGAGCAGUCUUGUACGUGUAGAGAGUUUCAGUUCCUCGGGAUUCCUUGCGAGCAUGAAAUCGCAGCUGGUAUCAGGGAGGGUGUUAGGGUGGAGACCCUGAUUAAUGUCCAUUACACAGUUCAUUAAUCGUAGGCAAGCUUAUGCAGGACUGAUAAUGCCGGUGCCCGACAUGGACACAUUGGAGCGUACCACAAGGGAUUUCGGUGGUGUGAGAGUAGGACCUCCCAAUGUUCGCCGCCCGCCAGGUCGUCCAAGGAAGAGUUGCAUACUUUCAAGUGGUGAAUUCAAACGUGUGGCAAGGCGUCGCUGUAGCAGAUGCUGUGGGCGUGGACAUAACAAGUCCACCUGUAAGGGGCUUAUACCGGACCCCUAGGAUACGGAGGAAAUACAAGAUGCAUAAUGAAUGUAUAAAGUGGCAAGAACUUCAUUCAGAAUGAUGGUGUAAAAUACAGGCGUGAAUGGAGUUCACCUAUGUUCGUACUUGUGACCAAAUUUUUCCUUGUUGACAGUGAUCACCCAAUUAACGUAGUUAUGCAAACAAUAACAUUAUCAUCCGUAAACAUAGUUGUAAUAAAUUUGUUACCGUAAAUGUUUUGAAAAAAAGAUAUAUGAAGCAGAAUUAGCAGGAAA